AAUUCCGACGAAUUCUAAGCAUAAAAGCUGUUCAUGUCUUUGUGAUGACACAUUACAUUUCGGUGACAAUGAAAUUGACACUGGUCUUUCUCACCCUGAGCCUGGUAAUAGGUGGUGUAUAUAGUGACACGACUGUGACGGUCUAUCCUCAGUGGCUGGCACAGGGGGGUAGUGUGCGCUAUGAGAGUGACAGAUGGAACAAGCACAAUGGCCUGGAAAAGGAGUCCCGUAUUGCAAACUGUCGCCGCCUUCGGACUGACAGCGGCCGCUGGAUACACGAAGAUUUUACUCUCUUCCGAGUGUGGCCAGAAGACGCACACCGAAGUGGCUACCCCGACCCCAACUACCUGAAGAACGUCAGCGUGCAACAGGAAUGGUUCUCCGAUUACCUUGCUAACAUUGACAGUGGUUAUAAGAAUGAAAUGAUCAUGAUGAUGAAAGGUCUUCACUGGCCAAACUGGAUGAAUACGUCCGAUCAUAAGGGUCAAUUCCCCAACAACAUCGAUGCUGCUUCAGAGUUCAUAUUGUUGCUGGUGCAAGGAGUCUUUGACUACACUCAAGGUCGGAUUCCGCCAUACUUCGAGGUCGUCAACGAACCAGAUGUUAAAGAGGAUAUAAUGAAUUUCACCACCACUGUCGCCAUUUUCCACAAAACAGUUGCCGAGAAACUCCAUUCCAGGUUUAACAUCAAAGUGGUUGGCCCGACAAUGACAGGAUAUAACACAGUGGUAGACAGGAACGACUUUUCGUUCUGGACAAAACUGGUAGAGUUCAUGGACAUCACUUUAGACUAUUUAGACGUGUUUUCCUUUCAUUCGUACAACGCACUUAUUGUUUCAGGGAAAUCUCACCGAUUUACUGGUAUAAAUGAAGCACGCCUGGUAGCAUUUGUUGACCUGAUUGAAAACUAUGUUCAUCAAAAGAAGGGGGAAAAAAUCCCACUCAUUAUCAGUGAAUAUGGUCGCGGGGGAGUGGCAGGAAUUAGUAAAACUGCUCUAUCUGGGAUAGUUGACUUUUCAACAAUAUACCAGUCUAAUGCCCAUAGGUUCACCCAACUUGGUCUCAGAGAAUACAUUGACAGAUCGGUGGUGUUUCUUUUAAGCAGUGAACAAGAUCCUGGAAAUAAUGGUUCCAACUGGUCACUUUUCACCCGCCAAGGAAACGCCUCAAGGAAUGCAGAUGUAUUCAAAUUUUGGUACAAUUUCACGUCAGAGUACUCCUUCAUCAGAACUGCCAGCAAAUGUGAUGGUCAGGAACGAACGGUAUCGCCGCUAUCAAUGUCAAGUUCUGUACGUAAUGAAACGGUCAUUCUCUUACACAGCUAUUCUCAACAAUCACAGAUGGUCAAAUUAAUUUUUCAAGACGACUGGAUAACACCAAUCACAGGAGAAGCUACUUGUAUCACCAUCAAGGACAACUGGUAUCCAAUUAUCACCUUCAACGAACCCUUUGACAUCGGUAAUACUGGAGGAAUGGUUGAACUUCCACCUGAAGCAACAUGUCGCUAUACAUUCAAGAUUCCCUCAAACCAGUUGCCAAGAGACACUUUCAAUGAAACAACAUACUACGGAGCUGGUAUGGUUAUACCCAUCAAGGACGGCAUCGCUGUGACAACCAUAGCUCUUCCAAAAGAUGAAUUCGACAGCGCAAGACUGCGAGUUUCUGCGAGUCUUCCCAUCAAUGAAACAAACAUUCUGUCAUCUGUUACCUUUAACCACCAACCUCUUUACUCCUGUUACAAGCUGUACGACUCAGACAAACAGAACAGUAAAAUCUUCAACUACAUGGAUGUUUGGGAGUUUUUCGUCCCUUCCACCUUGUUGAACACCACUUCUAUCACGGUCCAAGUUAACUUUUCCAACAAAGAUUCGGAAGGAUAUGUGACUGCGGUAGCCCUUGUCACAGCCAAGCUUGUCCCAUCUGACAUCAAAUGAUAAUAUUACUGACAAAUAAUUUUGCAUUGAAUUGAUAUAAAUUGUUUUGUCGUUC
Molecule: messenger RNA, 1989 nt
Organism: Haliotis rufescens (red abalone)
Lineage: Eukaryota; Metazoa; Mollusca; Gastropoda; Lepetellida; Haliotidae
Exons: 3
Coding region: 45-1934 (629 amino acids)
Source: RefSeq, a predicted model, not a curated record